AUGAAUGCACAUUCCGAACUUCUUGAUCAAAAUGGAUAUAUUUAUGUAAGUAAAUUUCAAUUAUUCAUUAAUUUUUGAUUUAUAACAACUCAAUUUUCAGCCCUUCCAAACAUCUUGGUUCGAUUUACCCUUGGAAAUGAGAGAAAUGGUGAUUCUUGAGAUGGAUUUGAAAACCCGAUGCAAUUUCUCAGAGUGCUCAAAAACUUGCGGAGAAGAAGUUAUAAAAAUUAUGACAUAUGAUCUGAGUGUUCACUCAAUUUUAACAUACAAUUCAAGGGAGAUUUUGAAAUUUGAAAUAAACCAUGAUUUCGAUGAUUGUUAUGUGUUUGAAUUUGAGAAAUUCAAAGAGAAGCAAACCAUUGUCAGAUUUGUGUAAGUUAUUUUUGGAAGGAAAUAUUUAAUAAUUCAAUCAAAUUUCAGUUACGGUUCUCAUACAACAACUACUAUUGUCAAUGAAAAACCAAUUGAAAUUCGAACGAAAUAUUUGAACUAUUUAUUCAAAAAAUAUAAUCAUUCGAUUUGUUGGUGUAAUCUUUUGGUGAGUACAAAUUAUCAUUCUUGCCCUCCGCAAAAAUCAUUUUCUCAGGAUCAAAAUGUAUCUACAACACUUUCUGGAAUCAAAAUCGAUUUAUUAACAAAUUUGGAUGAAUUUGAGCUUCAGAUAUGGCCACGAACAUUGGAAUCAAUUUAUGAGGCUGGUAUUAUAACUGAAGAUAAGGUAGGUUUUGAAAAAUUCAAGAAAUUUUUUAUUAAAUCCCCAGUUGUUUUCAGUUAUGUCAAAUCAAGACUAUAAAAUUGGACAUUUCUCAAAAUGACGCCUACAAGAUCGCACUCUCUUUCAAAGGGAAUCAGGCACACAUGGAAUGCGAGAGGACUUUUGAUAUUAAUUUGUUUUAUCAGUUUUUAUUUCAAUUGAAAAAUGAGGGAACGAAAGAAUCAAAUUCUGUCAUCAAAUUCUGUUUUGAUGGGAGAAUUAUUGAUUAUUCAAUUUUGAUCCGCGAAAUUUUUUAUUUCUCUAUUAUAAAUACUUGGGAUGAAAUCGAUCAUGAUGGAACUAUUUGUGAAAUAUUUGAAUUCGAAACAGAAACAUCACAGAGAAUUCGUGUUAUUUGGAAAACUUAUGAAAUCGAUGUAAAAUUUUGAUUUUUUAUUUCUCUAUUUUUUUACUUGUGGAUAAACAUUUUUUGAAAUUAUCAAAUGGGUAGGUUUACCAAGGAAGGUUACUGUAGAUUCGCUAUGAGACCAGAACAACAAACGUGUUGAUCUUUUAGACUAAAGUAAACUACGGUAGUUUAUUGUUGAAGAUAGCUUGAACUUUUCCCACAAAAUAAACAAGGUCAAAUUAAAGCCAAUCAUUCCAAGUACAAACAAUAUUUGUGUUCAUUUCUUUGCUCUGAAGAAAAUGGAAAAAACAUUUGGUGCAGAUCUUUUUACAUUUUUGCUAUAUAAAACAAAAAAGUUUAAUUGAAAAUAUGUACCAAGAUUGCAAAAAUGAGCGGAGUUCAUCAAAACCCUCAUACGGUUUCCUAGAAUAAAAAUGGACGUGGCUUACUUUGCAGGUCUGGCUGCGAUCACGAAUUCCGCGCGUCUUCAUGUGGCAUUUGAACUGAAAAGUGUUUUGUUUGGAAUAAAGCCACUUUCAAUUCAAGUCACCCCAAUUUUCAGCUUUAAAUUCACAUUUAUGCAGUCUCUAGAUGUAGUUUCAAAUAAUUCCCUGUCUAAACCUACCUGGCUUUUUGUGUCAUUUUGACUGAAGUUCAAAUUCAUCGCAUUUUCACAUUUUGUACAUUUUGGGCGGUGCAAGAGCUUCAAAUCAACCAUUCCAAUUGUGAGCUUUUUUUGUCUCUAACAAUACGUGAUACUUUCCAUCGUCUGAAAUCUGUUGAUUUAGGAAAUGAGACACGUUUGAAUUUUAUCACAACUGGCAAAAUACGGCCGAGCUGCUGCAGGUCCGCCACAUAUCUGCAGCUUUGCAUUCUCACAGCGAAAAAAAAUUUCUUCGCUGUGAUCAACUCAAAAAUAAUGCGGAAAAAAACUUACAUAAAUCGGGUUCAGUUGACGACAAGUCCGGAGCUUCACUCAUCUCGAAAUCAUCAUUUUCUUGCUCUUUUUUAUCCAUUGAUUUCUUCCUCAUUCAAUCCCAUAAUUGACAUUGCUUCAAAAGUUUCGCCGAAUUCUUUUAAGACCUUAAAGUUUCCAAUUUUGUCGAAUUUUCUCUGUUGAUAUAAGAAUGAGUUUUGGUUCUGGAUUGGCUAGUUGUUCAAAAAUUCACCAGUUUUUGCAUAAAACAUAUAUGUUGGCUUAUUUGUUUUUUCUCAACUAAAUAGUAUGAAAUGCAUAUCAUUUUGUUCGUAAUGAAAUUUCAAAUUCAAUGGUGCAAAUCAUUUUUCACGAAAUUGGAAUGUAGUAAAAAAGAAUAAAUAAAAGAGAUAAAAAGAAUAAAUCUUUUUAUAUUAAUUUAUUUUCACGUGCACGUGUGACGUGGCAGAGGUGGCGGCGUAGAGACCGCCUAUCUUUUUCUGUUUCUGUUUUUGUAUUUGCAGUGGUCUGCAGUUUUAUUAGGUGUUUUGUGCGUUGUACAUUUAUUAGGCGGUUUUUCAUUAGGUUUUCUUCGGGUCAAUUUCCUAGGUUAUUUUAGCUGUCUUUUAGCAAUUGUAAAUUGCUUUGUCUUUGUAUUCUAAUUGUGUAUUGUAACUUUUUGUAUUUUAGUCUUUCAAUAAAUUUCUAUUAUAAAAAGGUCGCAAACACAACACUUAUACUAGCCGUGCGCAAAAAUCAAAUAAAAACAAAGGCGCACACAAUUAUUUUCUUUGGUCCUGCGCGGAAACGCGUUUGUGUGUACUUCUCACGGACAACUUGAAAAUUUUUUUUUUCGUUUUUUUUUUUCAUUUCGUUGUUCUGCUGUGUUUUUUGGGAGUAUUGUGUGUACCAAUUCGUGGCAUUGCUAAACUGACGUUGCUUUCUUUAGCCACAGCUAAAAAAAAAGAAGAAAAUUCAUUAAACACUUUAGUUACGGACUCCCCCCUUUUUUCCAGAAAAAAAAAGAAAAAAGUAGGCGGUGCCCAUAUGUUGAUUGUGCCACGGGCGAAAAAAAGAAACAAAAUUUGUGAUUGCGGACCGUUGCCACGACAGUGAAACGUGUCACUCAUUUCGAAAAAAAAGAGCGAUUUCACCCAUCCCAGCCAAUCACGUAAUUACACGUAGCUAAAAGGUACAUGACACGCCCCAUUUUUUUCUGCCAAGUCCGCAGUGAGAAAAGUGUGCUUUUUUUGUUUUGUUUUUUCGCCCGUGAUUGUGCGGCGCGUGUGUUUUUUGUUGCCGCACAGUUUUUUGUGUUUUUUUUUGUUCGCAAGAGGCGACGCCUCCCCUUUCUGCAAACACCGAUGCAUACCGUAUCACGGUAACAAAAAAAUCUUUUUUUUUUGCUGUGUUAGCAUUAUAAAAGCCGUCAGACUCGUCAUUUCUCGCUCUUAUACUUAUUAUUCUAAUAAGCUUUGUAUUUUAGUUUUUUCUCAUCUUCGGCAGUCACCGUAUCCAACCCAAGGAUACAACACCAAGUGAACCAAAAAUGUCCGACUUCGACAUGAAGUGAGUUUUCUAGAAUGUUUCCAGUUAAUUACUGUUUAUUUCAGCCCUGAUACCACACUUGAUUCCAUUCUUCGAAAGUUUGGGAAUGACGAGCGUGUGAUACAAUUCGAGAGGUCGUUUAUAAGGGCAUCGGAAGUUGAAUUGAGAUACAAGGUAAGUGUAGUGAAUUAAUUGUUUGAUAAAUAACUUCUAUUGUUUUUCCAGGUGACAGAUUUGCUCCACAUGCUUCCGUUGCUGAACAUCACUUUGCGGAAAUUCCAUCAGAUGCAUUUUGUGAAGAUUGAACAACGAAUAUCAAAUCGAUUGAACGCACAGCAACGAGAGGUUUUAAUUUUUCACUUUUUAAAUCUGCUCUGUUAUUAUCUCAAUAUUUUUUGCAGAUUUUCAAUAUUCAUUUCCUCAAAGUUGUCGCACACGCUGUUCUCGGCCCAUUUAUCAUUGAAAAUUCAAGAACGAUAAAUAUGCGCCAUGAAUCAUUCAAUCAAUUAUACUCAAGUUUUUCAAUCAACCCCAUCGCAACUAUGAAUAUUUUGAAGAGGUCCCACACAUUGGCCAUAGACCAAAUUGAAAUUGUAAGUAAUUAUUGUACUCAGACACUAGAAGGGUUUUCCUAACAAAAGAGGUGUGGAAUGCUGUGUUAUUCCUAUUUUUCGAAACGGCAGAGGCUACAAAUGAAAGUUCCUGCGAAAUAUCAAACAAAUCUAGAAUGUUUAAAUGAUGUCUUUUCAGGUAGUCGAAAACUUGCCAACGUGCGAAGAUCUUUCGCAUUUGAAAAGAAAUGGUUGCAUGGCGAAAGAUUCAGCAAUGUUUAUUUAUAAACAUAGAACAUCGCCAACACUCAAAGAAUUCCUUCUGUGAGUUUUUGAAAAAAAAAUUCUCAGAAAAAUAGGAAUUUAUAUUUUUACAGGCAAAUGACAAAACGGCGGCGAAAGUUGGCUCAACUCGAACAAGAAUUCAGCGACUUCAUAAUGCCAGCUACCACGGCUUCUGUGAGUUUUUGAAAAAAAAUUCUCAGAAAAAUAGAAAUUUAUAUUUUUACAGGCAACUGACAAAACGGCGGCGAAAUUUGGCUCAACUCGAACAAGAAUACAGCGCCUUCAUAAUGCCAACUACCACGGCUAA
Messenger RNA from Caenorhabditis angaria, 4710 nucleotides. NCBI's taxonomy places the organism in Eukaryota, Metazoa, Nematoda, Chromadorea, Rhabditida, Rhabditidae. The record is from the annotation of a GenBank genome assembly.